GUGACGUCAUAAAGCUGCGCCGCGCUCCUUCAUCUGUUAUUGGGCUGAAGAAAGAAAUCUCAACUUAGAUCCACGUGACACACUAAGAUGGUGUUUAUUAAAGAAGAGUUUGAAGACAUGAAGAUUGAAGAAACAUUCAGAGUCAAACAUGAAGAUACUGAGGAACAAACAGACCUGAUGCUGCUGAAAAAGCAAAGUGAAAAACUAAAUGAAAUGGAAGACAAAGAUCAGUAUGAGAAACAUGAUUUCACUAGAGAAGAUUUGUUUAAUUGCUCACACACUUCAGAAAAGAGAGCUCAAAAGACAGGAGCUAGAAGUCAUUUCAUCUGCCAACAAUGUGGAAAAAGUUUCUUUAAAAAAGGAAACCUUAAAGAGCACAUGAAAAUUCACACUGGAGAGAAACCUUACACAUGCCCUCAAUGUGGACUAAGUUUCACUCAGAAAGGAACCCUUAACAGGCACAUGAAAAUUCACACCGGAGAGAAGCCUCACACCUGCAAACUGUGCGGAAAUAGUUUCAUGCGAAAAGGAGACAUUCAAAAACACAUGAGAGUUCACACUGGAGAGAAGCCUUAUACCUGCCGACAGUGUGGGAGGAGUUUCCGUCAACAAGGAAAUCUCAACAUCCACAUGAGCGUUCACACCGGAGAGAGAUAUUUCAACUGCCAACAAUGUGGAAAAAGUUUCACUACAAAGGGGAACCUUGUAGUCCACACAAGAAUUCACAAUGGAGAAAAGCCAUUCAUAUGCCCCAAGUGUGGAAAGAGUUUCUGUCAACAAGGAAACCUCAACGUCCACAUGAGAAUUCACACUGGAAAGAAGCCUUACACCUGCCAACAGUGUGGAAAUAGUUUCAGAUGCAAAAUAUCGCUUAAUAACCACACAAGGAUUCACUCGAGACAGUUUCGUGUUUUAUCAGUGUGAAAGUUUCACAGAUAGAAAAUACUGUAAUAAGAGUAGCCUUUCAUGUGCCACCACUGUGAAAAAUCUGUCUCAGACUAAGCAAACCUUAAAGGGGUCAUCGGAUGCCCAUUUUCCACAAGUUGACAUGAUUCUUCAGGGUCUUAAUGAAAAGUAUAAUAUACUUUGAUUAAAAAUUCUCAAUGGUUGUGUAAAACAACACCAUUUUUACCUUGCCAAAAUCAGCUCUGCAAAAAUCAUCUCAUUCUGGUCGAGGCUGCUUUAAAUGCACAUGAGCUCUGCUCGCCCCCGCCCUUCUCUACUCUCUGUGGAGUGACGAGCCUGUUUACUUUAGUCGCAUUUAGCCACUAAUCUUCCUAACUAGCACAUUAUUAGGAAAGGUGAUCGCAAAUAUUCAUAAAAAAUAAAAAAAAAAACCUUAUACUCACGUCUGCUGUAAGUGAAGCUGGAUCAUGAAUGAUUCGCACGAACAUAGACGGAUAUAUGUAGAUCGGGAGGCGCAUUCACUUCACAAACAAACGUAAUCUACUGCAUCUUCAGCGGCUCAGAUGUCGGGAGUAAAUGUCGACCACUAUGUUCAUUAUUACAUCCAGCAACACAACACCUCAAUCGCUCAGUCUGAGAUAUUCUUGUCUAACUUACAUCCCUGCUCUGGCAUCGAAACAAAGAGGGCGGACUGUGACAGCUGACCUGCGGUAAAACGCUCAUGUCAAUCAACUAUUGUGGGAGCGGCCUCUGUCGGUGUGAUGGCUCGAUUUGAAAAAGGGAAUAUUAUUUUUACAGAUUAAUUAAAAACCACUCCAUGGAUUUUUAUCAUUAUAGAGUAGAUUUGUACAUAUACUGCCAACACACAUUAAAGUUCAAACAACAUGUAGAAGUGAAUUUAGCAUCCGAUGACCCCUUUAAGAUUAACAAGUGAAUUCGCAGUGAAGAGAAGCCUGUCAUAUGCUGUUAUUGAGGAAAGAGAUUCAGAUCUAAAGAAAACGGAACAGAUUUGGUAUGAACAGAAAAUAAAAACAAAACACAGAAAUGGUAAAAGCAGGCCCAGUACUCUUUAUUUAUGUUCCCUCUUUGACACUAGACCGGGGUUGUAACAAAUGACUUUAUCCAUUUAGCACAGGGGUGUCAAACAGGAUUGUUUAGAUUCAAACCUAAUUAAACGCAUCUGAACUAAUCAAGUCCUUCAGGCUUAUUUAAAAACAACAUGGGCUGAAAUUUUGCAGGGCUGCGGCAAUUUUUGCAGUUUGACAACUGUGAUUUAGCAGAACAUUGUUUUCAAACAUACCUCCUGAUUAAAGCUGUAAUACAGCAGAAUACAUGAUUGCUUUGAAGUUGUUGUAAAGUAAUAGUUUACUUUGUAACAGUAAGGAAUGUUUGGCAGCAAGUAUUACUCACUACUAUGGCAACUAUGUGUCCAUGUUUAUGCUUCUCGUAGCAAUGUGAAAAAUAUCUGUUUAUACAUGUAAAGUGUGUAAUUGGAACACAAUUAUACACUUGUGCAGAGCAGGGGGGGAUGUGAGGAACAGGAAAAAAGCAGCGCAACAUAGCCUUGUCCCCUUUGUUACAUGUUCCUGGCGGCGGGGUUUCUGUAAAUUUCAGGGUUUGUGAUGUCACCAACCUGGGAAGUACCUUGUUGUAGUCCCUACCAGCCAUAAUUGUAGGCAUUAAACUGGCAGAAUUUUAAAAGACAAUAUCUCCGUUUGCAUUGAACUUUAAGUGUUGUAACUUGGUAGACAUUGUUUAUGCUCAAACAGCAACAAAAGUUUAAAAAAGAAAUCACAAUCAGCCGCCCCUUUAACUACCUUUUUUUCCCAAUUAAUUUACACAGCUUUGAGGUAGGUGCUAUUGAAUAAUAACUACCUGGUAAAUGUGUAUCUUUCCCUGGUUUAAACAAUUGGUAUUAUCACUGCCAGUUUUCAUACUUUUGGAAUUACUGCUUCUUUCCAGAUCUUAAGUAUCAACUUUACUACUUUAUCUGGUAAAUGCUUGAACAUUAUAUAACCUAAAUUAUCUUGUCUGGGUGCAGUAUUAGCACAGCUUUGUAAAGCAAAUCUUAAAACAAUAUGGUAAGAAACAUCAAUUUUCAAUAUGAGCUGUUUUGUACAGCUAAAUAUUGCUGGAAGCAGAUGAGACUGGAAGCCAGACGCAUUCAGUUUAUCGAAUUUGGCCUUUUUAUACAAUAUCACUGUCUUCAGCCAUUAAGCCAAGUUUUCUUAACAUAAACAAGUAAAUGUUUGCUUUAUAAAUGGUUGUCUAUCAGAGAAAAACACUUAACUUGCAUGCACUUUGCAUUCAUAUCUGGGCUGCUUGCCUGCAUAUAGUUUGUAUCAUCAGUAUACUGAGUUUGGCCUUUUAAUAUUACUUUCUUAAUGCAUUAAGUCAUGUUAAGUUUUUCUUUAAAACUCUAUGGGAGGAAAAUGCUUUACAUGUACACAUUGCUUUCAUAUUCUGGGCUACUCUGCUUGCAAACUCCUUUCAGAAAUACAAAGAAUAUCCACAUAGUUUUAAGGUGAAUGUAAUAUUUUAGUCAUAUCAUAUCAGUUAUUGUUAAUUUUCAAAGUGUAAUUGGUCAUUUAAAUGUAUGUUUUUAAAAGGAAAAAGUAUCUGUAUCAGUAUCAGUAUUGGCGAUACUGACCCUGUGUUCACUUGGUAUCGAAUCGAGCUGAUAUGUUCUCUCCAUUUGAUUCCUU
This is a messenger RNA of Labeo rohita (rohu), 3611 nucleotides long. RefSeq names its product gastrula zinc finger protein XlCGF49.1. The coding region runs from base 88 to 924 and encodes 278 amino acids. Gene Ontology annotation, biological process: regulation of transcription by RNA polymerase II. The record is from RefSeq and is a predicted model, not a curated record. Gene Ontology annotation, molecular function: DNA-binding transcription factor activity; RNA polymerase II cis-regulatory region sequence-specific DNA binding. The transcript is spliced from 3 exons. NCBI's taxonomy places the organism in Eukaryota, Metazoa, Chordata, Actinopteri, Cypriniformes, Cyprinidae.